UCGUGUUACCAUGAGAGGCAAUAAAAUGAUCUAAGGGUCUAUAAUCAUACACAUAGAGUAGUUCUUAUACAGGGAAGGAAUCAGUCAUGACACAGAUGCGUAGAGUAGUGCUAAUACAGGGAAGUUCAGUCAUGGCCCUGAUGAAUGGAAAAUAUACUAUCUCUGAACUUAAAACAUUACUACAACUUUUGCUCUGUGUGAUUUUCUUGUGCCAGGUGACCAAAGCUGCAAAUUCAUCAGAAACCAGUAUAAACUGGCAUGGGAAGAUCUACAAAGACUUCAUUGAUAAUGGAGUGUAUACACCUCAUGUAUUCCCAGGACGAGGCAAUGGAACACCAAUCGUUGUAUCAGCAAGUUUAUCUCUUUCCACUCUGCAAGACAUUGAUGAGAAGAAUCAAUUGCUGAAAACAGCGGGUUGGGUCAUGAUGUUGUGGAAAGAUGAGAGUUUCCAAUGGAAUCCUGAGGAUUAUGGAGGAGUGGAGAAAAUCCAUGUGCCUAAUCAUCAUAUCUGGAUACCUGACCUUACAUUUAUAAAUAGCUUGAACCUCAAAACAUUCCAAUAUGGUUCAGACAAUAAAGCCAUGAUCAACUAUAGUGGUUAUGUAAAUUUUGGUCCAGGGCAUAACUUUGUCACGUCCUGUGCAAUUGAUGUUACAUACUUCCCAUUUGAUGUACAGACAUGUCGUUUGUAUAUGACUUCUUGGGUGUAUGAUGAUAGUCAACUCAAACUGACAACUGACCCAUGGCCAAAAGUAGUUAAUCAUAGUGGACUAGACAAUCAUGGAGAGUGGAUUGUUGAAGACACAUGGGUUGAACUUCAAACAGUGCCUUACAACGUUAAUCCUUAUGAUGGAAAUGGAGAAACAAACUAUACAGUCAUUCAAUGUAACUUAAGGUUUAGUCGGAUGCCAUUGUAUUACAUGGUGAAUGUGAUCUGCCCAUGUUUUCUGAUCACAUUACUGAGUGUGUCAGUGUUCUGUUUACCAUCUGGUUGUGGGGAGAAGAUAUCGCUUGGAAUUACUGUGUUAUUGUCAUAUGUUGUAUUCCUACUCAUCGUGGUUGACAUGAUGCCUCCAAGAUCUGACAAAAUGCCACUACUGGGUGUAUUUCUGGCUAUUGUAAUGAUCCUGACUGCUUCUUCUAUUCUGAGUUCUAUAUUGGUGGUCUCAAUGGAUGACAAGGCCUCUUAUUCCUGGCCCUCACCACACCUCCAGGCCUUCACAACAUUCAUGGCCAGAGUAUUGUGUGUGUCAAAUAAACUGCAUAAGAGUAGUGCAAAACAGAACUCCAAACUGACACAAGUUCGUCCAUGUGAAGAUAUGAAGAUUAAAAGUGAAGUUGAUGUGUAUACGUGCCAAGACAGCAAUAUGGAUGGAGAAUACAAAACGGCUGAAGAUCCUGAUCAUAGGCACACUGUAGCCUUGCAAGGAGAGAAAGGGCUUGGGUUGGAGAGCCAUGAUUGGAAGUUUGUUGCCAGAGUGGUAGACAGAUUCUUGUUAUAUCUCUAUUUAAUAAUCUUAUCACUGCUAUGCCUUGUAAGUCUUGUGCUCUGGCUUAUGCCUAAAGCCAAGUAGUCAAACAAA
This is a messenger RNA of Owenia fusiformis, 1583 nucleotides long. The record is from the annotation of a GenBank genome assembly. NCBI's taxonomy places the organism in Eukaryota, Metazoa, Annelida, Polychaeta, Sabellida, Oweniidae.